This is a messenger RNA of Microthlaspi erraticum, 264 nucleotides long. The record is from the annotation of a GenBank genome assembly. Lineage: Eukaryota; Viridiplantae; Streptophyta; Magnoliopsida; Brassicales; Brassicaceae.
AUGUUCUCUAUGGAUAAGAACUAUGUAGUGCAGGUGAACGAGAAACUAUGGAAAAAUGGUCAGGCAUGUGGCAAACAAUUCACCAUGAAAUGCGCCGGAGAUGAUCCUAAUCACAAUUGCACCGACGAAUCUGUGACAGUCACAGUUGGUGCCCAUUAUUCUGGUUCUCAUGUUUCUUUCAUCCUCCCUCCCGUCGCCUAUCGUGCUAUUGUCGAUCCAACUGUCUUACAGUGCGACGUCGAAUAUAAAAUGAUUAAGGACUGA